This is a messenger RNA of Nanorana parkeri, 1656 nucleotides long. RefSeq names its product zinc finger protein OZF-like. Gene Ontology annotation, molecular function: DNA-binding transcription factor activity, RNA polymerase II-specific; RNA polymerase II cis-regulatory region sequence-specific DNA binding. Bases 1 to 1656 code for a protein of 551 amino acids. Gene Ontology annotation, biological process: regulation of transcription by RNA polymerase II. NCBI's taxonomy places the organism in Eukaryota, Metazoa, Chordata, Amphibia, Anura, Dicroglossidae. The transcript has 5 exons. The record is from RefSeq and is a predicted model, not a curated record.
AUGAUGGAGGAGGACCGGAGUCACAUGACCGAGAGGAUACUAAACCUCACCCUGGAGAUCAUCUACCUGCUGACCGGAGAGAGAUGUCCCCGCCCUCUGUAUUCCCGGGACUCCACCCAGGAAGGUCUCACCAUCCCCCACCAUGAUCAGGUAGAUGGUUACCAAAUAUUGGCAGCUAAGAUUUAUACACAAGUGUCUUUUGUUACAAUGAAUGUCUUAUUUUAUAUUCAGAGUGGAGACUUCGGGGAUUUUGAUAUUGUUGUUAAGGAAGAGUAUAAAGAGGAGGACGAGGAGUACGGUGUGAUGGAGGAGCUUUCUGAAGGACACAUGGACAUUAUGAUGAAGCCUAGUAAGAGGAACCCACCAGAGAGAUGUCCCCGCCCUCUGUAUUCCCGGGAUCCCACCCAGGAAGAUCUCACCAUCCCCCUCCAUGAUCAGGGUGAAGAUCUGAUGAAGAUGAAAGUUGAGGGUGAAGUAGAAGAGACGUAUGUGAGGGAUGAUCAGCGAUAUACGGAGGAGGCCGGGAUGAGGAGGACGUCCAUAGAGGAGGACACGCCUACAGAGAUCAGCACAGGACACGCCAUGGAGGAACCCUCAAAGGAUCGUCUGACUUUAUCUCCAGGUUGUAAGAUGGAAGAUGAGGACAUCACAGCAGAUUGUGCGGGAGAAGAGACAAUGAGCUCAGCUAUGGAUGGUGGACGUCACAGUGUGGAGAGACCAUGGAAUCCCUCUGACUCUGAGCGACCUCGUCCUGUGGGGGAUGGUGCCGGAAUUCAGGGGGAGGAGACAUUUUCCUGUCCUGAGUGCGGGGAAGGUUUUAGCUCUGAAUUACGUCUUUUUGAACAUCAGAGGUCUCACACGGGUGAGAAGAUUCAUUCCUGUUCCGAGUGCGGGAAAAGUUUCCUCUAUGAAUCAGAACUCAUCAAACAUUACAGGUCCCACACAGGUGAGAAGCCGUAUUCCUGUCCUGAGUGUGAGCAAUGUUUUUCACAGAAGUUCAAUCUUAACAGACAUCAGAAAUCACACACAGGAGAGAAGCCAUGUUCAUGCCCUGAGUGCGGGAAAUGUUGUCUCCAAAAAUCGGAGCUCGCCAUACAUUACAGUUCUCACACAGGUGAGAAGCCCCAUUCCUGUGCUGAAUGCGAGAAAUGUUUUUUUCAAAGGUCGGCACUAGUCAGACAUCAGAGAUCACAUACGGGAGAGAAGCCGUAUUCCUGUCCUGAGUGCGGGGAACGUUUUUCAGCGAGAUCCAAACUAGCUCAACAUCAAAGAUCUCACACGGGGGAGAAGUUGUAUUCCUGCCCUGAGUGCGGGAAAUAUUUUUCGGAUAACUUCAGUCUCUGCAGACACCAGAGGUUGCACACAGGCGAGAAACCGUAUUGCUGUCCCGAGUGUGGAAAACGUUAUACACAGAAAUCAGACUUUCUGAUACAUCAAAGAUAUCACACACGGGAGAAGCCGUAUUCCUGCACUGAGUGCGGGAAAUGCUUUUCACAGAAGUGCAAGAAGUCCAACCUUUCCAGACAUUUGAAAUCCCACAGGGGUGAGAAACCGUAUUGCUGUCCUGAGUGUGGAAAUUGUUUUUCGAGGAGGGAAAGUCUGAUUAAACAUCAGAAAAUCCACACAAGGGAAAAACAAUUUGUUUUCCUGACCUGA